ACGGCAACCCCUUUACGAACCACCAUGGCCACUUAUGACUCUCUCCACAGACAAUGCAGAACUCUUGAAUCGCUUUUUGACUCGAAGCUGACUGCUUACUCGCGACUAGCUUCGACGAUGACCCGCAAUCAAAGUGAUGUGGAGGCUGAAGGUUCCCGCGAGCGGUGGAAAGACCUAGAAGGAGAGGUGGAGGAUCUGCUUGAGAAGUUGAAGGAGUCCAAUGAUGAGCUCUCUCGGCUGGCCGAAAACCCUGAUUCUCCUCCAUCUCAGACGAUGUCGCGAGCGAUGCAGAGACAUAGGGAAGUCUUUCAAGACUACUCGAAGGAGUUUCGGCGUACCAAGGCCAACGUACAGACAGCUCUUGACCAAGCCAACCUCUUGACCGGUGUCAGAAAUGACAUAGAUGCAUACAAAUCUUCGGCUGCGGAUUCGCUCCUCGCGGAACGAGGUCGCAUCGACAGCUCACAUCGCAUGACCGAUGAUUUGUUAGAUCAAGCCUACGAGACGCGCGCGGAGUUCUCGAGGCAACGAAUGUCAUUGGGUGGUAUCAAUGCUCGCAUGGGACAGGUCAUGAAUACUAUGCCGGGGAUCAACAGUCUCCUUUCUAUGAUCAAGACCCGACGACGAAGAGACGCUCUUAUCAUCGGAGUCGUGAUUGCCGUGUGUCUCAUCUUACUAUUCAGCUAUAUGACCACCUAGGGUGCCGGACGUCCCGCAAUACCACAGGUCUAUCUUAUGCUCUGUUAAUCAAUGCACUUGUCAUGUUGCACCAGGUUGCACGUGUUUCUACAUGACGAACAUAUGCUGUAUGCCCAA
Molecule: messenger RNA, 816 nt
Organism: Coniophora puteana RWD-64-598 SS2
Lineage: Eukaryota; Fungi; Basidiomycota; Agaricomycetes; Boletales; Coniophoraceae
Product: V-snare-domain-containing protein
Exons: 6
Coding region: 25-699 (224 amino acids)
Biological process (GO): endoplasmic reticulum to Golgi vesicle-mediated transport; vesicle fusion
Cellular component (GO): Golgi membrane; cis-Golgi network; SNARE complex
Molecular function (GO): SNAP receptor activity
Source: RefSeq, a predicted model, not a curated record